This is a messenger RNA of Ostrea edulis (European flat oyster), 3226 nucleotides long. Its product is annotated as WD repeat-containing protein 48-like. The coding region runs from base 85 to 2067 and encodes 660 amino acids. The transcript has 18 exons. The record is from RefSeq and is a predicted model, not a curated record. NCBI's taxonomy places the organism in Eukaryota, Metazoa, Mollusca, Bivalvia, Ostreida, Ostreidae. Gene Ontology annotation, molecular function: ubiquitin binding. Gene Ontology annotation, biological process: double-strand break repair via homologous recombination; protein deubiquitination.
GGUACAAAUUGUCACAUUCCUGCACGACCCCCGAAAAUAAUGACGUUUUACUCAAAAUAAACUUCUAAGUUCUACUUUUGGCGUAUGAUGUCUUCUCAUAUUAGAAGCUCAGCUGCACAAGGAAAGAAAAAGGUUCAGGUAUCGUUUGUAAUAAGAGAUGAAAUUGAAAAGUACAAUCGAUCAGGGGUAAAUGCUCUUCAGUAUGACCCAGCUUUACGAAGACUCUACUCAGCCGGACGAGAUUCCAUCAUACGAAUAUGGAACACUCAAACAAACAAGGAUCCUUAUAUCUUAUCUAUGGAGCAUCACAAUGACUGGGUAAAUGACAUCAUCUUGUGCUGUGGAGGAAGAACUUUGAUAUCUGCAUCCAGUGACACCACAGUAAAAGUAUGGAAUGCACACAGGGGAUUUUGUAUGUCAACUCUUCGAACACACAAUGACUAUGUCAAAUGUCUGGCUUAUGCGAAGGACAAAGAACAGGCAGCCUCAGCGGGUUUAGACAGUGCAAUAUUUCUGUGGGACGUCAACACCCUGACCGCUCUCACCACCUCCAACAACACCGUCACAACCUCAAAUCUCCACGAGAACAAGCACUCCAUCUACAGUUUAGCUAUGAAUCCUCCAGGGACCGUCAUUGUCUCUGGUUCAACAGAAAAAGCACUGAGAGUUUGGGACCCAAGGACAUGUCAAAAAAUAAUGAAACUGAAAGGACACACUGAUAAUGUCAAAGCCCUUGUAUUGAACAGAGAUGGAACACAGUGUUUAUCAGGUAGUUCUGAUGGAACGAUUCGUCUCUGGUCAUUAGGGCAACAGAGAUGUGUGGCAACUUUCCGAGUCCAUAAUGAGGGAGUAUGGGCAUUACAGGCCAAUGAAGCGUUCACCACGGUGUACUCGGGCGGUCGAGACAGGCGAAUCUGGGCCACAGACAUACGCAAUCCUGAUUACCGAACACUUAUUUGUGAGGAAAAAGCACCCAUCCUGAAGUUGGAAUUGACACAAGGAAAUACAGACAAUGCCUCUUUAUGGGUCUCCACAACAGAUUCGUGUAUAAAGAAUUGGUCACUACAGAAAGUUCAGAACAGAAUGUCGGGAGACUAUGACAACGACAACAUCAAGCCAGCAUACACACAACCAGAUUAUACCAUUAAAGGUGGACCUAGCAUUCGACAGUAUUAUGUUUUAAAUGAUAAGUGUCACAUACUCACCAAAGAUACAGACGACCAUGUAGCAGUGUGGAAUGUACUGUGUGCUAGGCAGGUGGAAAAUCUAGGUAAAGUGAACUUUGAGGAGGAGAUAAAGAAAAGGUUUAAGAUGGUUUAUGUACCAAACUGGUUCACUGUGGAUCUGAAAACCGGGUUACUAACCAUUCACCUGGAUGAAUCCGACUGUUUUUCUGCCUGGGUAUCAGCAAAGGAGCUGGGCAUAAAACCAUCAGCAGAGGGAGUAGAUAACAAAUUAAAUAUAGGUCAACAACUUUUACAAGCACUGUUGGAACACUGGCCGAAGACCCACAUGUAUGAAAAUCAAGAUGGCAUGAUGGAUGGAGCUGACACUCAGCUGUUCUCUGUACCUGACCACACACCUGUGAUAUUUUGUGAAUCAGAUGGACGAGCCUUGUAUCGAUUUCUUUGUCGAGAUGCAGCUGGUGAAACGGAACAAAAUUAUCUCAAUGAACUGGUGCCAUCCUGGGCAGUAGAGGUUGUCGUUCAUAGGAAUGCACCUAAAUCAAACAAGAUAGCAUUCUUUCUUCAACCUCAUCCUAGCACAGGCAUCAAAAUGAUUAAAAAGGAUCGUUUAUCAGCAAGUGACAUGAUACAGGUCAAGAAGGUUAUUGAGCAUGUGUAUGAGAGGGUGCUGGGGCAGGGAACUGAGAAUGGGCACCAAUCAAAUGAAGGUGGUGACCAUGAAAAAGAGCACCAUGAUGUCAGUUCUAUUGCAGCAGAAAAAGUGGAGCUUUUGUGCAAUGAUCAGGUUCUUGACGCUAAUAUGGAUCUACGGACAGUGAAACAUUUCAUUUGGAAACAGAGUGGAGAUUUAACAUUACAUUAUAGAUUACUAACUAGAUGAUCAAGGCCUGUAUACUUGGAAAAUACUGAAUGUUUUUACUAUACAUAGGGACAUUGUUGUAAAAUUGCAGACUUUCCCUCUCAGAAACAUGAGUUUAUCAUGUGAUCUAUUGUGAUCCAUCUCGGUCUAUUGUUGUGCCUACACUAUACAAACAAAUUUAACCAAAUUUGGUAUACAUGCAGAAUCUAUGGGUAUAUGGGAACAAAUCAGAAUUCAAGGUCCUUUUCCCCAGAUGGUAUUGUCAUUAUUGGGGAAAACCUUUGAAAAAAAAUGCAAUUUUUCCAAGAAAUCUCUAUUCCAAAACUCUUGUUCGCCUCAGAUAUUUCGUUAUUCACUUAGGUGUGCAAAUGGGAUACAAAAGCUGAUCUAGUGAAAAAACAUGUUUUAUGAACUAUGAUGUUGAAGUUACUGGAAGUUGAAGUUACUGGAUGAAGGGAGUUAAUUAAAUUACUGUAAAUGAGUGAAUAUAUAUAUAUAUAUAUAUAUAUAAAGCGCUAGAUUCCAACAACACCCGUUAGUAUAGUAGUAUAUACACACACAAUUCAAAACAUUUUAUUAAAAUCGUAUGAUACUUUUCUUCAGCGAGAAUAACUUGUUUUGUCUCUGAAAUCUGAUGGUCAAGGGACCAGUAUAAGAGAUCUGUGAAUUGGCAUAUAGCAUUUAUUUAACUAUGAUUUUUUUCCCCUUAGAUACUUUUAUUCAUUGUCUGACAAACAGAACCAAAUCAAUGUAUUUAUUGAAGUGAUGAAAACAAUGUUUGAUAUGAUUGUUUGACAUUUGUAAGAACACAGUUUAGAUGGUUGUAAGAUUUAUGUGAUCUUACAUGUAUGUUGUUUUUGUUACAAAAUCCAAUGUUUUGUUGUGUGAUUUUCAUUUUUAAUCAUGAUGCAAUGUCUCCUUGCUAAGAGAGAUAAUUUUGUGUAAAUGAAAACUUUUUCGUCUCAUUCUAUGAAUAUAGGAUUUUAAGGAAAAUUAUUGUUAAAGGAAAAUUAUGUACAUGUAUCAGUAUGCAGAAGGGAAUUAUACCAUAAUUGCACGGUUUCAUUUUGUUCAAAUCAUGUGCCAGGUGCAAUUUUAAAAAUGAAGUUGAUUUACAUCUUUGCAUUGUUCAGUGUAUAAAUCUGUUAUACUAUCAUUAUUAAAUCAUAGACAAAUGACA